AUGGAUGCUCUUAAUCGUGCCAUAGAGGCUGCGGAGAGAAUGGUGGCGGCCAUGCCGCCGGGCCACUCUGAUCGAGCUGAACUUUUGAACGACCUUGGAAUUUGCCACGCAGCGAAAUUUGAUGUAAGCAGCUCAAUAGAAGACCUGGAUCGCUCCAUUGACGUUGCUGAUGCGGCCAUCGACUCUAUGCCUCAACAAAAUCCUGAUCGACCGCGCUAUAUGGAUAAUCUUGCGGCAGGGCUCAGCAGGCGGUUUAGGUUGAUCGGGUCGAUGGAUGAUCUCAAUUGCGCUAUUGACCUUGUCGAUAAGGCAGUGGAAGCUACACUACCCGGCCACAUUUAUCGAAACCGCUUCUUAGGCAACCUCGCGAUUUGGCUUUGUAAACGAUUCGAGGCGAUCAGUUCGAUGGCUGAUCUGGAUCGUGCUGUCUGGGCUGCCGAUUUAGCUGUGGAGGCGUUAUCGGACGACGCAUCUCAGCGGGCAAACUACUUGAGUAUUCUGGGGAAUUGCCUUGGCAGGCGAUACCAGCAUACGGAUUCUAAAGACGACCUUGACCGUGCGAUAUCAGUGGCUGAGCUAUCGCUGGAGGCCCCAGGCCAAGAUGCUGACCAUCGAGCCGCUUACCUCUCAACUCUCGGACUGUGGCUUGGUGUACGAUCUGGUCGAACCGCCUCAAAGGCGGAUCUUGACCGUGCCGUCGAAGCUACCGAUAUAGCAGUCGAGGCUUUACCACCUGAGCACCCUGAGCGAAUCAUGUGUCUGAUCAACCUUGUUCAGUUUCUCUGUUCGCGAUUUCAACUGACUGGGUCAAUGAGUGAUCUAGAUCGUGCCAUAGAGAUUUCUGAUGCUGGGCUAGAACUCUUGUUACCCAACAGCACUUCUAAAACCGCAUGGCUAAAAAACCUUGCCUCGUGUCUGAGCAACCGGUUUGACAGGGCCGGCUCGAUGGACGACCUCAACCGGGCUAUACAAGUUGCUGAACUGGCUCUGACAGUCACUGCUUGGGAUCACCCCGAGCAGACAGUCUGCCUGGGUAUUCUUGGACUUUGUCUUGGUAAGCGAUUCGAUCGGACAGCCUCGAUGGACGAUCUCAAUCGCGCUAUUGACGUUGAAAGCACGGCAGAAGAAGCUAUUACUGCAGGUCAUCCUUUUAAAACGGAUCAUUGGGAUGCCCUUGGCGUAUGGCUCGAUAGACGAUUUGACAGAGCCAGCUCGAUGGAUGAUCUCAACCACGCCAUAGACUUAGCUGAGAUGGCAGUAGAGGCAACUCCUCUGAACCACAUGGACCGAGCCAGUUAUUUAAACAAUCUUGGAUGCUAUCUCGACAAGCGAUACGAACGAACUGGUUGGAUGGGCGAUCUCAUUCGCUCUCUCUCAUGCUUCAAGGAAGGCUGGAAUUGUCCAGGCACGCCCACGUCUAUCCGCAUUCGCCUGGCUCUCAGUGCCGCUGAAACCUACGCCUCGCAGUCAAACUGGGAAGAGUCAAACCAGCUACUUAAAAAGGCCGUGGAACUGCUCCCGGCUGUCAGUCCGCGGUCAUCAUCGCAUAACGACAAGGAGCACAUGCUCGCAAACUUUGUAGGCCUCGCUUCCACAGCAGCGGCAGUCGCCUGGAACGCAGGCAGGGAUCCCUACCAUGCCCUGAAACUGCUUGAGCUCGGCCGUGGCAUCAUCGCCAAUCUGCUUAUGGACAUGCGAGGUGAUAUCUCUGACCUGAAGCAGAGGCAUGCCGAUUUGGCAGAUGACUAUAUAUCCCUCCGGGACGAGCUCGAUUCGACGGGGGACAAACCAUCUCCUUCAGUUCCAAGCAAUGGCGCGAGUUCCCUGGAAUCGCAAGCCACAAGACGUCGCAAGGCAGACCAGAGAUUCACAGACCUUAUUGCAGAGAUUCGUGCUCGGCCGGGAUUUGACAGUUUCUUUUUUCCGCCAACUGCAGAUGAGAUGAUGGUUGCUGCGAGCUCGGGUCCCAUUGUCGUUGUUAAUCUGAGUUCGUACCACUGUGAUACAUUUCUUGUCCAACUCGAUCACAUUUCAGUGGUAGAACUUCCUGAUCUCACGUUGGAAGAUGCUCAGAGACAAGCCUACGGUGUACAUUGA
Molecule: messenger RNA, 2097 nt
Organism: Fusarium fujikuroi IMI 58289
Lineage: Eukaryota; Fungi; Ascomycota; Sordariomycetes; Hypocreales; Nectriaceae
Exons: 1
Coding region: 1-2097 (698 amino acids)
Molecular function (GO): protein binding
Source: RefSeq, a predicted model, not a curated record